Messenger RNA from Telopea speciosissima, 1642 nucleotides. RefSeq lists its product as uncharacterized. The record is from RefSeq and is a predicted model, not a curated record. The transcript is spliced from 8 exons. Bases 1 to 1485 code for a protein of 494 amino acids. NCBI's taxonomy places the organism in Eukaryota, Viridiplantae, Streptophyta, Magnoliopsida, Proteales, Proteaceae.
AUGGGAUACCCACUUGAUCCAUUCGAAGAAAGAUCGCUACUUUGGUUACUUCCAGCAGAUAUUCAUGCAGAAAUAUGGCAACCAGCUGAUAUAGAGUUGUUCUCGGACAUGCAGAAAACUUCAUCUUGUAAACAGUUCUUGGCGAUGGAAAAUAAUGAUGAAGCUGUGAAUAUUGAUUAUCAUUAUGAUGAUCCAGAACUUGCUGAAGACAUUUACAAGCACUGGAAAGAAUAUGAGGGCAAUAAUUUACCUAAUAUGGAGAGGGUUCAAAAGAAUAUAAACACUGAUAUGCGAGAAGUGCUAAUCGAUUGGAUCGUGGUGGCUUGUGAAAUAUGUAAUCUGUCACCGGAGACCUUCUAUUUAACUAUCAAUUGUAUUGAUCGCUACAUUUCCAACACUGUGAUACAAAUGAGUCAGUUACAAUUAGUUGGAAUUGGUUGCUUAAUGAUAGCAAUUAAGUAUGAGGAGGAAUGUCAUGGGUCAGCAAUGGAAUUGGUUCUCUAUCUAACCAAGUAUACAUACUCCAAAGAACAGAUAAUAAAAAUGGAAGAAACUAUUCUUAGUUGCUUGCAAUUUGAACUAGCAGCCCCAACAGCUCAAUAUGAAGAAGAAGAGCUUCACCCUACUCCUACGCUCUCGCAGAGCUUAAUCGAUGAACUUCCUCUUCCUCCUCAAGAGCAGAAACAAGAAGAGAACGAGGACGAUGGCGAUGACUUCGAAUUCCCUGUUUUCGGCAGAGAUCCUGAUUUGUCACCGAAAACUGCCGAUGAGAUUUUCUAUAACGGCCAGAUUCGGCCGAUCUUCCCUAUUUUCAACCGGAAACCUCUCAUCGCCGACGGUCACGACUAUGAUUCCAAGCCUCCGAAAAAUCGCUCGUCUCAUCGUCACCCUCUCAGAAAACUCAUGAUCGAGGAGCGCAACAACGAUGACCCUCCGUCUUCCUCUUCCUCUGAAGCCGACGAACUCGAAAGUGUUCCUGACGGAACUUACUGCGUUUGGACUCCGAAACCUGUCGAACCAUCUCCAGAGACAUGUAAGAAGAGCAACUCCACCGGAUUCUCAAAGCGAACCUGGAAGAUCAGAGAUCUCCUCUACCGUAGCAACAGCGAGGGUAUGGAUACCUACGUUUUCCUGUCUCCUUCAAAGACUUUGAUGAUGAAGAGGAAUGACAAAACUGAAAAAGCGGCUGACAGGGUGGAGAACGACAAAUCUUCUCACCACCACCACCACCACCAACAACAACAACAACCAAAGGAGAGGAGCAACUCUGUUCCCGGCCAAGUUAAAGUCGCCGCUGCGAAGGGGAAAGUGAAGAGCAAGGGAGGAUCCAGCGAAGCAGUAUCGGCUCACGAGAUUCAUUACGUUCGUUACAGAGCUCUAAAGGUGGAAGAUCGUCGACGGUCAUAUCUUCCUUACAGACAAGAACUGGUUGGUUUAUUCGCGAACGGGAAUGGUGCGAGCAGCAGGAGUCUCCAUCCAUUUUAGAGCAUACGGGUGUGUCUUAAUUUGUUCUUUCAUAUUUUUUUUGUAAGCAAUUUAUUAUUUACGAUUUUCACAGGAGUUGGGUGUGGAAACUCCGAUCAAUCAUCACUGAUCAAAACUGUUCUUUUCAUUAUAAGAGUCUUGAUAUCCAUGGAUUCCA